Molecule: messenger RNA, 906 nt
Organism: Bipolaris victoriae FI3
Lineage: Eukaryota; Fungi; Ascomycota; Dothideomycetes; Pleosporales; Pleosporaceae
Exons: 4
Coding region: 1-906 (301 amino acids)
Cellular component (GO): membrane
Source: RefSeq, a predicted model, not a curated record
AUGAUCAGUAAAGGCUCAUUACUGGUUUUCGUAUCACAAGUUUUCGCUGUCAUCGUUCACACCUUGGCCAAAUUCCUGGAAACGACUGGCGAUAUAGACCCUCAGCAAAUUCUUCAGGUCCGCAUGUUUGUCACUCUAAGUUUAAACAGUCUUUGCCUCAGGACGUGGUAUUCGCGCGAGCUUCCACUUGGAAGCUAUAACCUCAGGUACCUUUUGGUGUUACGAGUAGUUGGCGGAAUCUGUGGUUCAUUCGGAUUUUACUGUGACGCAACAGUUUUAAAUCUUCUCGCACCUCUGGGGGCUGGAUUUCUGAUCUGUAGAAGAAUUGAUUUGGUUCGUCUCAGUUCGGUAAUGAUGUGUUUACUCGGUGUUGGACUUAUCACCAAACCGGACUUCAUUUUUGAUCAUCUUUACCAUGACAGUGAAUAUCGGCAUGCAGUCUCAGGUACUGGUUUCGCAUUCUCAAUCAUGGGUGUCCUUGGUGGAAUGAUAGCAUACUCCAUGAUCUCAGCUAUUGGUGAAAGAGUCCACCCUUUAGCCGUAACAAAUUGCUUUGCCACAGGCGUCCUGGUUCUGAGCAGCGUCUGUUUCGCCGUGAUACCAGGUAUGGAGUAUCGUUGGGAUCUUAGCACUUUACAAUGGAUUAUCCUUCUACUAAUAGGCAUCACCGGUUCGCUUAUGGAGUACUUUCUUACAGCCGGACUGACCUCAGAACGGGAUGGUACUGCGGUAUACAUGAUAUCAUUGCAAGUGGUUCUGGCACUGAUAGCAGAUGUGUCUAUCUGGGGCACCAACCCAGAUGCUUUAUCACUGAUUGGAUCUGUACUGGUGCUGUCUGCCGUUGUGGCGACUGAGAAAUGGAAAAACACUGUUGAAAAUCAGGAAAAUUUCGAAUUGAGUUGUUAA